AUGAGGUUAUGCCUUCAAAGUUUCACAGCUACCUUACUGGCUGUCUCUACGCUGGUCACAGCCGACGGUCUACCAAAUGGUUUAACGACAGCAUCGCAAACUCAUCGGCGGGACAAUAACAGCACCAUCGAUACACCAUCUCUCCAAGAAGAUUUGGCAGAAAGUAUCGACGCCAUUCAUCAAGUUCUCAGCACUGCCGGAAUAGGCCAAGUUGACGAUGACUACGCCAAAGCGAUAGAUGCUGCCAACGAGCUGCAACCGGUUCUAGGGUCCUGGGCCACAGCCAGCGAUUUCGAUCUUGAUGCAUGGGCGGCCAUGAUACAGGCAUGCGCAGCUGUCGAUAGCUGCGAAAUCAUCGACGUGCCCACCGGAAAGCCCGUCGACCUGUCAAAGCUCCUUGGCGAUGGAAAGCAUGGGAGACGAGACCGGGCAAAGGUCCUAACGUUAGUCGGUUCUGCCGUGCUUGUCACCGCUGGCGUGGCUCUGAUCGUGGUUACUGGAGGUCUUGCAGCUCCCGCCGAAAUAGCUGCCGCCUCCCUCGUUGCAGGAGGCCUUGCCUCUAUGGAAGUCACAGGCGUCACUGCAGACGUCAAGGAAAAGACAGUAACGAUGGUCUUAUCGUUUGUGAAAGAUAACUUUCAGUGA
This is a messenger RNA of Exophiala xenobiotica, 645 nucleotides long. RefSeq lists its product as uncharacterized. Bases 1 to 645 code for a protein of 214 amino acids. The record is from RefSeq and is a predicted model, not a curated record. Lineage: Eukaryota; Fungi; Ascomycota; Eurotiomycetes; Chaetothyriales; Herpotrichiellaceae. The transcript has a single exon.